AUGUCAACCGAUGCCUCUCAACUACAUACCAAUCCCACCUCACUAGCCGAUCAAGCUAAGGAUGGUACUACUUCUGACGAUGCACUUAAACAAAAAGCUGGUGCAGAGGCUAACAAAGGACUCCGAGGAAAGGCCGAUGCACUAUAUCAGGCAGCCAAUGCACUUAAGAAUGCAGUUCAAACUGCUAAAGGUAAUGAUGGCCAGGCUGCCAGUAAUCUUGCCGCUGAAGUCGGUGCUAGUGAUCAGGCUCCUACUGGUGAUCCUACUAAUCUUCGACAGGCACUCGCAGCACUUGCUGAUGCUCAAGGUAAUGAUCUAACUGAGAAGGCCAGAGAGGUUAAAGAAAAAUACUAUGAUGUAAAAUCUAAAUUCGAAGCAGUUCAGAAACAAAAAGAUAAAUAUACUAAAAAUAAGGGUCAAGAACAAUAUCCUCUAGUUGUAGAGGCAUGGAAUGCUUUUAAUACUAAGUAUAACUAUGUUAAGUUCGACAAACACGCCAUCGACGGAGGACACGAACGUCGGAGAUUUAACGAUGCUCCUGAGUAUGAUGUCGAUGGCGGUACUCUUGGUAGUAGACUUAAACUUAAAGCAGGGGAACUACAGACUGCGGCCACAGAACUUAAAGACAAGGCUCAGAAUGCUGGUGUUAGUGAACUUAGUACACAUAAAUAUAAUGCCCAAAAACUAGCCUCUGAAGCCCAGAAACUAGCCGCCAAUAGUUCUGGAGAGGCUUCUAAUCAUGCCACCAGUGUAAUAGACAAAUUCAACAAUCUGGAAAUUGCAUACGAUGGACUAGGUCCUGCUGACAAGCCUAAGGUCAAAUCCGAAUUCGAAGCUGUCAAACAUAUAUACGACCGAAUGCUCAAUGUCACUAAAGCCACCAAACUUAAAACUCAGGCUACUACUAUUAAAAGUCAGGCAGGGACACUAUAUGGUAAAGCCAACACACUAGCCGGUGCCUCUGGAGUAUCUGAAAAACAAGAUCUUACAGACCCAGUAGAAGCACUCAAAAAAGCUAUAGGAGCCAAUGAACGUGUCCCUGGUCUCCAAAAGGCCCUCUCUGAUCUCAAAACUGCUGAGGUAGGUAAUCUCAGGGACUUAAUUACCAGGGCCCAGGAGGUAAUCAAUAAAUACAACGCAGUCAAAUCCGCCUACCAAGCUGUUGAGGAAAAAUCAGCUCAAUAUCGAAGUGCUCUUACAGCAGGUGGUGGUACUGAAAAGCCAUACACCGAUGUUGUAUCUAAAUUCGGACAACUUGAAGGAGCCUACAACAAGGCCAAGUGUAAGGCUAUCACUCCUAUUUUUGACAAAGAGUGGAUUAGAUAA
This is a messenger RNA of Theileria annulata, 1326 nucleotides long. RefSeq lists its product as uncharacterized. The record is from RefSeq and is a predicted model, not a curated record. NCBI's taxonomy places the organism in Eukaryota, Apicomplexa, Aconoidasida, Piroplasmida, Theileriidae. The transcript has a single exon. Bases 1 to 1326 code for a protein of 441 amino acids.